Hemibagrus wyckioides is the source of this 2289-nucleotide messenger RNA. RefSeq names its product septin 7b (gene septin7b). The coding region runs from base 242 to 1423 and encodes 393 amino acids. Lineage: Eukaryota; Metazoa; Chordata; Actinopteri; Siluriformes; Bagridae. The transcript is spliced from 14 exons. Gene Ontology annotation, cellular component: microtubule cytoskeleton; septin complex; septin ring. Gene Ontology annotation, molecular function: molecular adaptor activity; GTPase activity; GTP binding. Gene Ontology annotation, biological process: cytoskeleton-dependent cytokinesis; cilium assembly. The record is from RefSeq and is a predicted model, not a curated record.
GAUGCACAGAGUAGUUUCUGGACACUAAUACAACUUUUUUCUUUCCUCUCUUCUUCCACUGGGAAAACGAAUUCCGGACACUCGGACGUUGCCGCUGGAUCCGUUUCAACGCUUCACCCGGACGCGGCUGGGAUUUGAACAAACAGCACAGCAGAAGAAUCUCGAGGGAUACGUCGGCUUCGCCAGCCUCCCCAACCAGGUCUACAGGAAGUCCGUGAAACGCGGCUUCGAGUUCACACUAAUGGUUGUAGGUGAAUCAGGCUUGGGCAAGUCCACGAUGAUCAACUCUCUGUUCCUCACCGACCUGUACUCCUCAGAACACCAGGGUCCGUCACACCGAGUCAAGAAAACCGUGCAGGUGGAGCAGUCUAAAGUGUUGAUGAAGGAGGGCGGCGUUCAGCUGCUGCUCACGAUGGUGGACACUCCGGGGUUUGGAGAUGCUGUAGAUAACAGUAACUGCUGGCAGCCGGUCAUCGAUCACAUCGACAGCAAGUUUGAGGAUUACCUGAACGCCGAGUCGCGUGUUAACAGGAGACAGAUGCCCGACAACAGAGUUCACUGCUGCCUGUACUUCAUCGCUCCCUCAGGACACGGACUGAAGCCGCUGGACAUCGAGUUCAUGAAACGGUUGCACGAGAAGGUGAACGUCAUCCCUCUGAUCGCCAAGGCGGACACCCUCACUCCUGAAGAGUGCCAGCAGUUUAAAAAACAGAUCAUGAGAGAAAUCCAGGAGCACAAAAUCAAAAUCUAUGAGUUUCCAGAAACCGACGACGAAGAGGAGAACAAACUGGUGAAAAAGAUCAAAGAUCGACUUCCUCUGGCGGUUGUCGGCAGCAACACCAUCAUCGAGGUGAACGGGAAGAAGGUUAGAGGGAGGCAGUACCCAUGGGGCGUGGCAGAAGUUGAAAAUGGAGAUCACUGUGAUUUCACCAUUCUGAGGAACAUGCUCAUCAGGACUCACAUGCAGGACCUGAAGGACGUCACCAACAACGUCCACUACGAGAACUACAGGAGCAGGAAGCUGGCCGCUGUCACCUGCAACGGGAUGGACAACAACAAGACCAAAGGACAGCUCACCAAAGAUGACAUGGUCGAAGGCAUGAGCCCUCUGGCGCAGAUGGAGGAGGAAAGGCGAGAGCAUGUGGCUAAGAUGAAGAAGAUGGAGAUGGAGAUGGAGCAGGUGUUUGAGAUGAAAGUCAAGGAGAAGGUCCAGAAGCUGAAAGACUCAGAGGCAGAGCUGCAGCGGCGUCAUGAGCAGAUGAAGAAGAACCUGGAGGCUCAGCACAAGGAGCUAGAGGAAAGGAGACGUCAGUUCGAGGAGGAGAGAAAUAACUGGGAGACCCAGCAGCGCUUCCUCGAGCAGCAGAAACUCGACGCCUCCAGGACUCUGGAAAAGAAAGCGAAAAAAGGGAAGAUAUUUUAAAAAAGCCGUUUGCAAGACGACCUUGUUGUCCAUCGCCGCUUCCCCUGAGCUCCCGAUAUCCGCCAUAAACGCCACAUUCGGCUCACAGCUGGACGCAUACACACAGCCGGGUGUGGACCAAAGCCAAACCCUUCAAAAUGUUUCCACACACGCCAAAAUCUGUACUCUUAUAGUUUUUUUUUUUUUUACCACCUGACCUCCGGUUUUCUGUGAUCAUUGUUGCUCCCAUGGUGUCAAAAAAACAAAAUGAUGUUAACAAGGGCAAAUGUUAACGAGUUCCACGGAGCGAAACCCAAACUCGGCCACUCCACACGGAGCGGUGCAUUCAUCGUCUCGAUCCUCAGACCACUUCAUUAUAGCUUCAUUAAUAUUAAUAUUUCAGCUAGUUUAUUUUUAUAUAUAUAUAUAUAUAUAUAUAUGUAUGUACGUAUGUGUAUCCGGAGCCAGUUAAAAAUCCUAAACGUGUUGUUUUUGUUUUUUUUUUCUUCUUCCUAUGUUCGAUCACUCAGACGGUUUCGUAAAAGAUCUCGCCGAUCACCGUGACGACGUGUUCGUGUGUUAAAGCUGCGUAAAGCUACGCCUCUUCUAACAUCACUAAGGAGGAAAAAAAAAAAGUUAACGCAUAUUUUUCCCUCUUUGGUUAUAAAUGUAUUCCUUUUUUUCUUUAAAUUUUAUUUUGCAUUUGUUUAUUGUACAGUCACUUAAUAAACGUGUGAUAUGGAGUGAGAUAAUGUUACAUACUGACGUUUCUGCAAAGCAGUAUUCCAUUGUUUGUUUUCUUUCUUUUUUUUUAUAUAGUACUGUCUUAAUCGAUUUACGGUGGAACUCAAAAUAUUCUUCAGUAAAAUCCCGUCUGGAAAACAUAA